Messenger RNA from Triticum turgidum subsp. durum (durum wheat), 1410 nucleotides. NCBI's taxonomy places the organism in Eukaryota, Viridiplantae, Streptophyta, Magnoliopsida, Poales, Poaceae. The record is from the annotation of a GenBank genome assembly.
AUGGCGCCUGCCGAGGACGACCAGCAGCCGCUGCACAUGCUCUUCUUCCCCUACCUCAUCCCGAUGGCCGACAUCGCCGCGCUCUUCGCGGCUAGCAGCGCCCGGUGCACCAUCCUCACCACGCCCGUGCAAGCUUCCAUCAUCCGCUCCAUCGUCAACCUCCGUUCCCCGCCAAUCGACAUCGUCGUCGUGCCUUUCCCUGAGGUCGGUCUUUCGCCGGGCGCCCAGAGCGGCUUCCCUGGUGACCAUGGCAAGCUCCAGCAGGCGGCGCGGCUGCUCCGGGAGCCAUUCCGGCAGUUCCUUGCCGACCACCACGCCGGCCUCGACGCCGUGGUCUCCGAUAGCUUCUUCCCCUGGUCGCUGGACGUCGCGGCUGAGUAUGGCGUCCCGCGGCUCGCGUUCCUCGGCACCAGCAUGUUCGCCCGGUGCUGCGCCGAAAGCUUGCUGCGCAACCACAACCCCGACGACGACGACGACGACGGGGGUGAUCCCAACGCCGUCUUCUCCGUACCCGGGCUGCCGCACCGCGUGGAGCUGAGGCGGAGCCAGAUGAUGAGGCGCCCGGACCAGUUGGCGUUCGUCAAGGGCAUCUACGCCGCGGACCAGAAAAGCUACGGCGAGCUGGUCAACAGCUUCCACGAGCUCGAGCCGGACUACGUGGAGCACUACCGCACGACGCUCCGCCGCCGCGCGUGGCUCAUCGGGCCGGUGGCACUCGCUAGCGGCAGCAAGGACGAGGCGUCCAAAGGCACCGACGCGCUCUCGCCGGACGCGGACGGCUGCAUCCCCUGGCUCGACGCCAAGCCGGCUGGAUCGGUAGUCUUCGUCGCCUUCGGCACGCUAUCCAGCUUCUCGCCGGAGCAGCUCCCGGAGCUCGCCCGCGGCCUCGACCUCUCCGGAAAGAACUUCGUGUGGGUCAUCCCCGACGCCGACGCAGCAUCGUCGGCCAUAUGGAUGCCGGAAGGCUUCCCGAGGGCUACUCGUGGUUACAUCAUCCGCGGCUGGGCGCCGCAGGUGCUCAUCCUAAACCACCCAGCGGUCGGCUGCUUUCUGACGCACUGCGGGUGGAACUCGACGCUGGAGGCGGCGAGCGCCGGCGUGCCGAUGGUGACGUGGCCGCGCCACGCCGACCAGUUCUUCAACGAGAAGCUGGUCGUGGACGUGCUCGAGGUCGGCGUCAGCGUCGGCGCCAAGGACUACGGGUCGUCCACGGAGACCCAUCGGGUGAUCGGCGCCGAGAUGAUCGGCGACGCCGUCAGGUUAUUGAUGGAGGAGGUCGAAGGUGACGCGAUGCGAAGAAGGGCGAGCGACCUCGGCCUAAAAGCGAGGAGCGCAGUGGAGAAGGGUGGAUCGUCCUACGGUGAUGCUGGACAGCUGCUGGAUGAGCUCAUGGCCCGCCGGAGUCGGUAA